CUAGAUUCUUACAAAGUAUGAAAACCUUUUUUUGAUUAUGAACAAUAGCCAUAAAAUCAAACGAAGAAACAAAUAAAAUUCAAAUACAUUUUCGAAUCUAUAACACCGAGCUGUCAUCUCAAUCAGAAUAUUUUUGCAAUUCAACAUCUGCGUAAUAAAAUAGUACCAAUAAAUACUUAGAAAUAGGAAAGAAAGGACAAAAUAGUGUACCUAUAAUGCCAGAACAAGUGGUGAAGGUGCCUCGGAGUGCGUCCCCGGUGGCCAGGGCAGGAGCUGGUGACAUCUCUGAGCGAGAACUGUCGAGAGAAAGACACAAUCUGCAGUUGCAGACCACUCCGCCUGCUCGCGUGCAACCAGCUCAUCCGAAGAAGCAGCUGUUCUCAGCUCCCGUGAACAAGUUUACAGCCAAAUGGUGCGGCCCCAGUCCCAACCUGGAAAGGAUCCGAAGCUGUCUGGAUGCCUACGCCAACCAGGAGACUCCUACAAGGUCUGUCGCCAAGACUAAGGCGGCUUCCAUGGAAGAUCUGACGCCUACUAAACGGAUUCGCAUUGACAGGAGGAACUUACUGCCGGUGCUUGCGUCUCCGAGUGUGCAUGGCCCUGCUGAGGAGGCGGCAGCCGCCAAGAUCUGCCAGUUCAUGCUGGUGGCUGCUUGGAGGCGGCGGCGUGAGGACGUUAGGUGUCUUCGCAAGACUUUGGAAACACAGGUGUCAUAUUCGGAACGGCUGCGGAUUCAGAUUUCUGCUCUGAAGUCCCUGCUAGAUUCUGACAACUCAAAAGUGAGGUUGGCGAUGCGAGAGCUUGAACGACUGAAGCAGCUGCUCAGGGACAAGGAGUUAGAAAAGGCUGUACUGGAACGAGAAAAAUUGGCUUUGGAAGAUGAUGUAUGUGCUGCUGAAGACCGCGCUUCUGAAAUGAGUAUUGGGUGGCGUAACUGCCGCAAUGAGUUGGACGGCGUGCGCGCGGCCGCGGCCGUCAGCGAGCACGCGCUCGCACUGGAGCGCGCCGCGCACUCCGACACGCUCGCCUCCAGAGAUGAUGCUUAUGAUAGGUUGGCGAUACUAGAGGAGGACCUGGCGCAACACGAGGAGUUGCUGUCGUCAGCAGAGGCCGAGGUGGCCGCGCUGCGCCGGGAGACUGAAGAGAAGCAGAGACUCCUCGAUGUCACGAUCGAGAAGCUCGCGUAUGAGGAGGAGGCUAGGUCGCAAUGUUCCCGCGAGUGCGCGGAGCUGACGGCGCGCGUGGGUGCGGCGGCGGACGAGACGGGCGCGCUGCGCGGCGACCUCGCCGCCCUGCGCGGCGACCUCGCGCGUCUGCAGCACGACCUCGCCGUCACCAAGGAGCAGCUCGACUGGUGGCCACGACCACUCACCAAGAUGCUGGGUGCAGCACGGUCAUGGUUUCGCAACCCCAAGGCUGUGCCAGAAGCCAUAAUAUGGACGCUCAUACCAGCACGACAUGGCAUACCAUAGCCACAAGAGACAUAAACGGAAUAUAAACGUUAACACCUUCGACAUAAGACUGAUUAUACUCUAUCAUAUUUAUAACAUUCUUCUUAAGUGCUAGCAGCCAAUAGUCGAAUAGAAUACAGAAGUCAAUGUAUUAGAACUGACAUUAGCUUACGUCACUCGCUGUCAAUUUGUUACAUUGACAUUAUUCUAUUUUGAACGUUUGGUUACGAGCAUCGAUCGAGUUAUUGUUAACAUUUACAAGGUAAGUUUGGUAAGUCAAUUUACUUUUCUAUAAGGAUGUAAGAUGUCCAAGUUUUAAAUUUAGAUUAAUUUAAUUAUAAUAAUGUUGUUGGCU
This is a messenger RNA of Spodoptera litura, 1806 nucleotides long. RefSeq lists its product as uncharacterized. NCBI's taxonomy places the organism in Eukaryota, Metazoa, Arthropoda, Insecta, Lepidoptera, Noctuidae. The record is from RefSeq and is a predicted model, not a curated record.